GUUGUUGCUCAAGAAAGUCGCGCAGUGCAUUUUUUUCUGGUAAUUUUUUUCACUUCAUUCCCGAUUCGGGGCCCUGUUUAGUGCUCGCCACGUAAAUAACUAAGAACAAAUACCAACAACAACAACUCUAUCAUCUCUUCAACUACAACAACUACAACAGCGCGCCUCCAACACACUAAGAGAAAAACCAUAGGAAUUAAGAAGCACAGUGUGUGCACAUAUGUAAAAAGCGAAAGGAAUAAAACAACAACUUCAUUAGUACAACAGCAAGAGCAAUACGAUAAAUUUGAAGAGAGACAGAAGGGAUUCAGCCGAAAACCCAACAGCAGCAGGCCAGCUGAGAGCGCUGAGCGCCAACAGUCGAGGAAGAGAUCGAAAAAGAUCGCUCUCCAGCCUUAACUCACCUCAUAUCCUUUUUCCCCCAAAACCCAACACUCACAUCCGACCGAGGGUGUUAUUUUUGUUGAUUCGAAAAACACACUCGCAACUCUCAGGAUAUGUACGGCAACAAUAAUCCCGGUAGUAAUAAUAAUAACGGUGGUUAUCCCCCAUAUGGCUACAACAACAAGUCGAGCGGAGGGCGUGGAUUUGGCAUGUCCCAUUCUCUACCAUCCGGAAUGGAUACAGAAUUUUCAUUUCCAAGUUCCUCGUCGCGUCGCGGUUACAAUGAUUUUCCCGGCUGCGGCGGAAGCGGUGGAAAUGGCGGUAGUGCCAACAACCUUGGCGGCGGCAACAUGUGCCAUCUGCCGCCGAUGGCCAGCAACAAUUCGCUGAACAACCUGUGCGGCCUGUCGCUGGGCAGCGGCGGUAGCGAUGAUCUCAUGAACGAUCCGCGGGCGAGCAACACCAACCUGAUUGUCAACUACUUGCCCCAGGAUAUGACCGAUCGCGAGCUGUACGCCCUAUUCAGAGCCAUCGGACCCAUUAACACGUGCAGAAUCAUGAGAGACUAUAAGACUGGCUACAGUUUUGGUUAUGCUUUCGUGGACUUCACAUCGGAAAUGGACUCGCAGCGUGCGAUUAAAGUGCUGAAUGGCAUCACAGUGCGCAACAAGCGGCUCAAGGUAUCCUAUGCUCGCCCUGGCGGGGAAUCGAUUAAGGACACCAAUCUGUAUGUGACCAAUCUGCCGCGCACCAUAACCGACGAUCAGCUGGAUACAAUCUUUGGCAAAUACGGUUCCAUUGUGCAGAAGAAUAUCUUGCGUGACAAGCUCACCGGUCGUCCACGAGGUGUUGCAUUCGUUCGGUACAACAAGCGCGAGGAGGCCCAGGAGGCCAUAUCGGCGUUGAACAACGUAAUACCCGAGGGCGGAUCGCAGCCGCUGUCCGUCCGGUUGGCGGAGGAGCACGGUAAGGCGAAGGCGGCGCACUUUAUGUCGCAGAUGGGCGUGGCUGCGCCAAGUGUCCCACCGCCGCCGCCACCACCGCCACCACAUAUGGCCGCCGGAUUCAACAACUUGGUGCACAGAGACGGAGCUAUGGAAAAAUUACGCUCAUUAUUCGAUGCUAUAUGCGAUGCUAUCUUUGGUCUCGAUAGCGAUAACUUUGCCGAUUUGCUUGAUGGACUGUACCGUAGGAAGUACCAUUAUCCUUACUUAUAAUUGACACCGCAACAGCAGCAGCAACUACUACAACAUCAGCAGCAGGCGUUGGGCUUCACCAGUAACAACAACAACAACAAUAGUAUUGGCAAUGGCAAUGGUAAUGAGAACAACAUGCUACUCUAUCACCAGAACUACCAUCAACAACAACAACAACAACGCCUGGGCAAUGUUGCUGCUCACAAUAUGAGUCCGAAUGGAAGCAAUAAUAACAUAAACAACACAAACACCAAUAGCAUUAACUUUAACACCAUACGCCAGAACGGAGUUGCUGCACUACACUAUCUUCAGGAGCAAUUGCAACUUCAACAACCGCAGGAUCAACAAUCGCAGCAACAACUGCCGUUGACAAUGCCCUCGCCGCCGCCGUUUCAACAACAAUCACGACAACCACACCAUAAUGGCAGCAGUGGCAGUUUGGGCAGUCAACUGCUUGCGAUUGGUAAUUCCGGCUUUAACAACAUUUCAAAUCUCUCCAAUUGUUUAAGUGGCAGUUACAACAACGCUGGCGCUUUUGCAAGUAAUGGCGCCAGCAGCAGUUUUCCCAGCAACCCCACAAGAAGUGGGAACCACAACAACAAUCCCGCAAGCAGUGCAAAUUUUAGCAAUAACUCCACAAACAAUGGUCACUUUUCCAACACUGCGACAAGCAGCAGCAACUUCACCAACAAUAUUUCUGGCAGCAGCAAUUACACCAACAGCAACGGAAACUAUAGUAAUGCACCUGGCAGCGGCAACUUCCCCAAAAAUGCAGCUGGCAGCGGUAAUUUCAACAAGAACUGCAACAACAUGGUUGGAAAUAGCAACAGCAAUUCCAACAGCUCCAACCAUCUCUCCAACGCCAAUAACCAGAAAUCGCCGCAACACGACUUCAGUUUCAACAUGCCCACAACUGAGCAAGAACUGCAUGAGCAAACACUGAAGCUGCAGCAGCUGCAUCUGAACACCGGCUUCAACAACACUACAGCGGCAUCAACAACAACAUCAUCAUCAUCAGCAGCGGCGUCGACUUGCACUUUAUCAACGGCAACGGCAACGGCAUCAUCCCCAAACCCCGCAAAUGUUGGAUUCUUAUGGCGUACAUAACCAGAGAGUUGAAAAGCGUAUGAUGAGGGCAAUCUUCAAAUAAGAAAUUAAAUAUAACAACAAUUUAUAUAUACAUAUAUGAAAAACUAUGAAUACCUAAUAUUGAUCAUCGUAGUAUCAGCAUCCAUCGAAACCAUAUACAAAAAUCCAAAUUUGUAUGUUCUCAAACCCCAAGAAUUAAUUACCUACUUCUUUUUUUUUUCGUACGUUCCUCACUCUAACCCUUAUGUUGUAGUUGGUUUUUUUGUGCUUUUUUUUUGAGAGAGAAAUCUUUUUUUUCUUUUUGUAGCUAGCAAUAAGGCAACACACGUAUAUGUAUACAAAUCAAUAUUAAUUAAUCAUAUAUAUAUAACUCGACGAGGAAGCCGAUCUUUUUUUUGCUUAAACUUAGAAGAGAAAAAAAACUAAGAGAAACACAUUUUUUUGUCACAUAUUUAUAACGUGUAAUCAUAAUUAAAUAUAUACAACAAAAUAUAAACUAUACAAGAACACACACAUAAUAAUAUAUCUAAAACUAUAUAGCAUUGUAGGCGUGAAGACAUAAGCUCUGAUUGUUUUUUUUUUCUCUGUGUCUGAAACUGAUUUUUUUGGCGCAAACUAUGCCGCAGAAACGUACACGGGCAUCGUGUAUGUUUAUAGCUGAAGUUAAUCCAGAUAUAUGAAUAUAUAUUUUUUUUCAUAAUUUAUAUACCCAAUUUUUUUGUCUAUUUUAUACGUAACGAAAUGGCUAAACUUGGCUGGACAUGCUCAAGUUUUCAGGCUGUUUAUUCAUAUAUUUAACGAAACGAAAACGAAACACUUAGCUAGAAAUAUGCUUGAGUAGGAGAAGGAGAAAGAGACCCAGACAAAAUUAUAAAACAAACCCUUUUUUUUCAUAGCUAUAAUGAAACGUACGUUUUUUUUUAAUAACUAUAAACACUUUUUUUGAAAUCAUUUUUUUUAUUAGUUUAUUUAACAAAAGAACUUGAGCAUGUAUCGGCAAGAAAAACGAAACAAAACAACAUACAAAAAAAAAGAGUAAGAAAGAAACGUGAUAAACAGCCCGACAAAACGUAAAUCAGAGGAAAGAGUAAAAGGUAGAUAAAAUAGAACAAGGGAAUAAAAAAGGCACGCAAAAUCCGUGGAGUGACUUGGCAUUAUUUUCUAGAAUUGAUUUCAUUUGAAAAAUUCCACAUAGUUCUUUUAACUUUGUGUUUUUAUUUUACGUUUUUGUUUAUUUUUAUUUACCACGAUUUUCGAUUUUCGAAUCCGGUCAGUCACUCCAACUUCAAACAACAAAUAUUUUUCGGUGUAGGUGCAUAAAGUAAUGGAAGAGAAGCCCAAUAUUAAAACUCCAAAAUAUGCGAUGAUUUUUUUGCUUAAUUCUAUCAAUACUUUUAAUAUUUACUUGUAAUCAAAAAAAAUUGUGUAAACUUUUAAUUUGUCAAAAAUCAAAAAAAAAAGGAAAUUAAAUUUUAUUUUAUUACUUUACUACCAUGUCUCUGGCUUAAAACAAAAGUUACAAAAAAAAUAAGAAAACCAUUAUUUAAGUGAACUAAAUAAAAACCUUCAACACAAGCAACGUUA
Drosophila ficusphila is the source of this 4253-nucleotide messenger RNA. RefSeq lists its product as uncharacterized. Lineage: Eukaryota; Metazoa; Arthropoda; Insecta; Diptera; Drosophilidae. The transcript has 9 exons. Gene Ontology annotation, molecular function: RNA binding. Gene Ontology annotation, cellular component: spliceosomal complex. Gene Ontology annotation, biological process: positive regulation of mRNA splicing, via spliceosome; sex determination; alternative mRNA splicing, via spliceosome. The record is from RefSeq and is a predicted model, not a curated record.